Messenger RNA from Apis laboriosa (Himalayan honeybee), 3741 nucleotides. Its product is annotated as flocculation protein FLO11. The record is from RefSeq and is a predicted model, not a curated record. The coding region runs from base 200 to 3709 and encodes 1169 amino acids. The transcript has 10 exons. NCBI's taxonomy places the organism in Eukaryota, Metazoa, Arthropoda, Insecta, Hymenoptera, Apidae.
GCGAACGUCUCUUUUCUACCGUGAGGAUGUGUCCACUCGUUGUCCGUUGAUGAACCAACGACACACAUACGACGUGUCGAAAAAAACCGCCAAUUUCAAUCUCGUUACGAUGACAGUGUUAUUCUGACAGUUGGGCGAACAGCCUCGAAAUCGUAUCGUUACGAAAAAGUGCGCGGUGUGAACAAGUGCGAAAGGUAAAAUGUCGAGACGCAAAAAGAACGAUAACCGGUUCGUUGAUGUGAUUUUGACGUUUCUGAUUCUUGGUUGCUCCUUCUUUUCAACCAACUGUCAACAAGAGAAUCAACGAAUUUCCACUCAAGGAUCAGCAGAGACUUGGGACCAAUUAUCGCAUCUGAUACCGACGAAUUCGGUAUACGAACAACAAGAUAAAAAUGCAUCCCCUCCUGUUAACAAUCCAGGAGAGGCGUUAUUACGCUCCUUGGACGAGAAUAACGUCAUGGAGACGUCGAAAACAAACGGGAAGAUGAACGAACGUGAAGAGGAAGCGGACGAAGAAGUCUACGAGGACGAAUACGAGGUUGAAACCGAAUCAAAAGCGCAACACGAGACUUCGAAACUCUCCAAGAUCACCGAUGACACGGUGAAGCACGAAAAAUCUUCCCUGGAUUUAUCUUCUCACACGGAAGACACUUCGUCCAGAGACGAAGAUUAUGUGGAAGAUCCCUCGACAAGUCAAUAUGACGCGUAUUAUUAUUAUGAUGAUUAUGGAAAUACCAGUAAAUCGAGAUACGAGGCCAUAGCAAACGCUGACACCCUCGACUAUCCAGACGCGGAGGAAGAGGAAAAGGAGACGGAGGAAUUAGUAAAACAAGAAGAAACGAGAAAAUCGGAAAACAACGAAUACGAUUCGUCGGAGACGGAAGAGGAAAAUUUAGAUACUCGUCACAUGGCGAAUGUAAACGACUCUUCGUCGGAUCUUUUCGACGAGAAGGAUUUGGAUACGCCGAUUUCGAUGACGAACAACGAGGACGGUUCCUCGAUGGAGGGCAGUCAUAAAAUGUACGCUUUUCUCGGACCACCGAUCGCGAAAAUGAAUUCCACCUCCGUCGAUAGUUCCAUUUUGAUCGGUGGAGCUGUGGUAUCGGUGGUAACAACCAAGAGCGUGGUCAACGGCACGAUUUCCAUUCCAACGACAGCUGCUCCGACCACCACUGAACAAGUUGCAGCACCGCCUUCGUCCACGUCACUUGGAACCACCGAACAACCCGUGACAACAAUAACGACCGAAGAUACUUCCAGAAUAUUGGCUUCCGUGCAAACGAGCCGUAGCAUAUCCGGUGCACGAUUCUUACCAUUUCCUGUGAUAGAUCGCAUCGAGCCGAUCGGCAGCCAUAACAAUGAGAAGAAAACGUCCCCACCUCCAGAGUCCACGGAAAGUGUUAGUGACAAAUUAGAUAGGGUACAGUCCGAGUUGUCCAAUGGUUUUCUCGCUGGUGGCUUCAGAACUGCCGGCAAUACGCUUCAAUUGGAUGUUCUGAACGAACGUGAUCGAAAUAAUCGUAGGAGGUACACUACGACUGCUAAGACACCAGUCAUUAACAAAUUUGUACCUCGUCGAUAUAACGAUAAAAGGAUUGACCAUAUCACGCCGAAGUCGAAGAUUGAGACGACGCUUGAUAGCCUGGAAGGACUGUUACCUCGUGAUUAUGUUACAAGAAGUUCGAUGUCAAUGCUUCCGAAGACUGGAUUUAGAUGGCCUACAAAAAGCACGACAGAACGAACCACAACUCAGAUCACGUCGACUACUUCCGUUACUACGAAAAAACCUAAAACUAACGCGAUCAUUCAAGAUAUCCGCUCCUUCUUACCACCUGGAUACGAAUUAAAGAAGGAGGAUGCGGCUGUUACAGAAAGUUCUCUAUUAAGCGAUAUUCUUGCGAAAUCUAAGGUUGAUAUAUCGUCGUUAUUGCCAGCGGAUUAUGAGAAGAAAAAAAAUGAAGGAAAUUCAAAAAAUAAAAUAAUUACAACAACAGCGAAGAAUUUAGAUAUUUCCGCAGAGAAAUCAAUAGUCGAUAUAAAAAUUCAAGAUUUAUUCGCCAAAUCCAAGUUUGAUAUUUCUUCUUUCGUACCGCGUGAUUACGAACAGAAAAUUAAGAAUUUCUCUUUAGAAACGAAAGAUGUUCACACUGAGAAUGCAAACAAAUUUAAUAUUAGUACGACAACAGAAUCUACUUCAACUACGAUAAAAUCUAAAUUUGUCUUUCCUAGUUCUCUUAGCAGAACAGGAAAACCAAUUCAUAAAAUUACCACAUCACCGAAACCACGAACGGACAUACUUGUCACGCCGAAAAUACGAACUGGUUGGCCUACCAGACCUACCACAGAAUUUAAGUGGCCUACUCCAUCAACUACCACGCCAAUCUCGAUAGAAGAACUUUUGGCUCGAGCCACGAUGAGUGUUUCUGAAUUACUUGUUCCAAUAACCAAAGUAUUGUCAACCACUUCAACGACCACAACUACAACAACGACACCAAGACCUACUACACCAGGAAUUUGCGAACAAGAUUGUGAAGUCGCUGGAACUAUAAGAAUAAUUGGUAAUGCAAGUUGGGUACCGGAAUUGCUUGAUCGAAAUACUCAAGAAUGGCAGAAUCUUGCCAAUGAAAUUGAACGAGAGAUGAACUUUGUAUUCUCAAAAUCUGCUGUUCUGGCAAAAUGGUAUAAAAAAAUAAGAAUUGAUUCAUUCAGCGAGGGCAGUAUUUUAGUAGAUUACUUUGUUGAAUUGGCCAAUAUGCAGCAGAAAAUUAAUACGCAAGAUUUAAAAGUUAUUUUUCACGAUUCUUUAAGAACAUAUAAUACAAAUAGAUGGAAUGAUACGAAAACAAAGGAUUCGAUAAAACUUGGAUCAUUUACGAUCGAUCCAAAAUAUACGGAUUUUGUAGUGAUACCCAAAGCAACUCCUCCUCAAUAUAUUGAAAAAGACGAUAGACUAUUUCCACAAUGGGCAAUUGCUGUAAUUGUAAUUGGUGUCGGUGGAUUACUCUUUAUCAUUAUAUUUGGUGUUUCCGUUCUAAUAAAUCGUCAUAAUGGUUCAAAAUUAAAACCAUCUAUAUCUACAAUUUACGAAGAAAAAAUAGCAAAAAAUAUGUCAAGCCACAGAUCUAGUGAUUAUUCAAAACCAGUACAUACGAUUUGGACUGAUCCAGACGUUUCUUGGAAUGACAAAUCUUUUGAAUCGACUUCCAAUAAGAUACUUGUCGAAAAAUCUUUUCAAGAAAAUAAAAAAUAUAAUAUGUAUGAUAGUUGGAGAUCGGAAUGGAAUGGUUAUUAUUACAAUGGAUCUCAUACCAGCAAUAAAUAUGGUGGUUAUGAUACUACAAAUUUAUCGAAUCAUAAUCUUUCAAAUUACGAUACAAAUAUAUCAAGUCAUGAUCUUUCUAAUUAUGAUACGAAUUCAUCAAGACAUGAUCGUUCUGAUUAUGAUACAAAUCUAUCAAGACAUGAUCGUCCUGAUUAUAAUACAAAUAUAUCGAGACUUGAUCGAUCUGAUUAUGAUACAAAUAUAUUGAGGCACGAUCGUCCUGAUUAUAAUACAAAUAUAUUGAGACAUGAUCAUUCUGAUUAUGAUACAAAUAUAUCAUGUCAUGAUCUUCCUAAUUAUGAUACAAAUAUAUCCUGUCGAAAUCUUCCUGAUAUCGAUACAAAUAUGUCACGUCAUAAUCUUCCUAAUUACGAUACAAAUUUUUAAAGUUUAUUGUAAUAAAAAUAAAAUUUCUAUUA